Ctenocephalides felis (cat flea) is the source of this 1269-nucleotide messenger RNA. RefSeq names its product fatty acyl-CoA reductase 1-like. NCBI's taxonomy places the organism in Eukaryota, Metazoa, Arthropoda, Insecta, Siphonaptera, Pulicidae. The coding region runs from base 1 to 1269 and encodes 422 amino acids. The transcript is spliced from 10 exons. The record is from RefSeq and is a predicted model, not a curated record. Gene Ontology annotation, cellular component: peroxisome. Gene Ontology annotation, biological process: long-chain fatty-acyl-CoA metabolic process. Gene Ontology annotation, molecular function: alcohol-forming very long-chain fatty acyl-CoA reductase (NADP+) activity.
AUGGUAGAAAUUCGGUUUGCAAAAGAGUUGCCCAAUUUCAGACAUUUGGCCUACUUUGAAGCAUUGGGCAAGAAGUAUCCAAAUUUCAGAGAUUUACAUUUGAUAUUCGACACAAUAAAAAAAUCCAAUCCCUCAGUUUUGAACAAAGUGGUCGCAGUUUCAGGAGACGUCAGCGAAUUAGAACUAGGCCUUCAGACAACCGACAAAAAAUUGGUACUUUCAUCUAACGUGGUGUUCCACGCAGCCGCCAGUGUAAGGUUCGAUGAUCCCCUAAAAAAAGCAACUUUCAUGAACACCAGAGGAACCAGAGAAGUUAUGGAACUGAUGUUGCAAAUGCCUAAUUUGGUGGUUGGUGUCCACGUGUCGACCACAUAUUGCAACACCGACAAGGAUGUCAUCGAAGAAAAAGUUUACAGGGACCAUGGUGAUUGGAGAGAGGCUAUAAGGAUUGCCGAAAAUUUUGAAGACGAGUAUAAAAUGGAAUGUUUGACCGGAAAGUGUUUGAGAAGCAUGAAGAAUACUUAUAUUUAUACAAAGCAUUUGGCUGAGAACGUCGUGGAAGACUAUAGUGACAGGCUGCCUUUGGUCAUAUAUAGACCAGGAGUUGUGGUGUCCAUAUGGAAGGAUCCAUUACCAGGCUGGACUGAUAACAUAAAUGGACCUAUUGGUCUAAAUGUAGCUUCGGGCAAAGGUUUUCUAAGGGUGAUCCGUGCCGAUCCAGCACAAAUAGUUGACGACAUGCCAGUUGAUUUGGUCAUAAACGGUUUAGUGGCUGCUACAUGGAAAAAAGGAACAAAAAGAGACAUUGAAAAUCUGCCUGUCUACAAUUGCACAAUGGAAGGUUUCUUGAGACACACUCACAAACAUGUAAGGGACGUGUCUCUGGAGAUGAUCUCGAAUUAUCCAUAUAAUGGGACAAUUUGGUACCCAUUUUGUGAUUUCACCAAAAAUGCAUUGCUGUUCAAGAUCAAGUUUUUGCUAUACAAUGCUCUUGUUGCCAUUGUGGUCGAUAGCGUGUUAAAACCAUUAGGAAAAAAACCACUGAAUAAUUAUAUUGUCGAUGCCUCUAGUUUGGAUUUGUAUGACUACAUGGUCAAUGCAAGGAUAGGAACAUCAAAAUAUUUAUUGAGGGAAGAAAUUGAUUUGCCCACGGCCAGAUUCCAAUAUAAAUUGUUAGUUAAAAGUGCUGCACUACACACUAAAAUAUUUAUUCAUAGGAUACAUUCUAUAUUUUGUGAUAGCACCGAGAGUCCAACAUUUAUUUUUUAG